Lottia gigantea (owl limpet) is the source of this 615-nucleotide messenger RNA. RefSeq lists its product as hypothetical. The transcript is spliced from 4 exons. The annotation marks the transcript as partial. The record is from RefSeq and is a predicted model, not a curated record. Lineage: Eukaryota; Metazoa; Mollusca; Gastropoda; Lottiidae.
UGGUAUACUACUCCUGAGGUUUAUUGUACACAAUGUUUCAACAAUUUACAUUGUCAUCAUCAGUUUAUAUGGUAUACUACUCCUGAGGUUUAUUGUACACAAUGUUUCUAUAAAUUACAUUGUCAUCAUCAGUUUAUAUGGUAUACUACUCCUGAGUUUUAUUGUACACAAUGUUUCUACAAUUUACAUUGUCAUCAUCAGUUUAUAUAUACACAAUGUUUCUAUAAAUUACAUUGUCAUAAUCAGUUUAUAUGGUAUACUACUCCUGAGGUUUAUUGUACACAAUGUUUCUAUAAAUUACAUUGUCAUCAUCAGUUUAUAUGGUAUACUACUCCUGAGGUUUAUUGUACACAAUGUUUCUAUAAAUUACAUUGUCAUCAUCAUUUAUAUGGUAUACUACUCCUGAGGUUUAUUGUACACAAUGUUUAUUGUACACAAUGUUUCAACAAUUUACAUUGUCAUCAUCAGUUUAUAUGGUAUACUACUCCUGAGGUUUAUUGUACACAAUGUUUCAACAAUUUACAUUGUCAUCAUCAGUUUAUAUGGUAUACUACUCCUGAGGUUUAUUGUACACAAUGUUUCUAUAAAUUACAUUGUCAUCAUCAGUUUAUAUAG